UCCCCGGGAGGGCGGAGUUAACCCAACCUCUGCUGGUGCCUGGAGUGGGCGACGCGUAGAAAUGUGUUGAGUCCGGACUGUUCGACCCUUUUCUGAGGGUUACAGAGUUUAUUUUAAUUUUUUUUUUAAAUAUCUGAUUGUCGGUCACAGGUCGUUCUGCGACAUCAACAAUGAUGCGCUUCCUGCUGCUCUUCAGUCGCCAGGGGAAGCUGCGUCUGCAGAAGUGGUUCACACCCAUUUCAGAGCGAGAGAAGAAGAAGAUCAUCAGGGACAUGACCACCAUGGUGUUGGCACGGCAACCCCGCUCCUGUAACUUCCUACACUGGAAAGACCUCAAGAUUAUUUACAAGAGGUAUGCAAGCUUGUAUUUCUGCUUGGCCAUAGAGAACGAGGAGAAUGAGCUGCUAGCCCUGGAGGUUAUUCAUCGUUAUGUGGAGUUGCUGGACAAGUACUUUGGCAAUGUGUGUGAGCUGGACAUAAUCUUUAACUUUGAAAAGGCCUAUUUUAUCCUGGAUGAGUUCCUCAUGGGGGGUGAGAUACAAGAAACCUCCAAACAGAUGGUGAAUCGCUGUAUCGAAGCCUCGGACAUGCUACAAGAGGAUGACAGCAGUGAGUGGUAUGAGGUGGAGCUGUUUGGAUGACCUUGAAUAUGGACAGAAAGACCAUGGAGGAGUAUAUGAGCAAACCUGCAUUUUAACACAUGGAAAAGGGACAUAAAGGGGGAGGAAUACAGGAACCAAGUGUACUGUACAUGAGUCAAAGAAGUUUCAGAAUAUGGAAAACGGGAUUAGCUUUGACUCUACUGAACAUUUUCAAAGGGAAAAGUUGCCGUCUUGAACGUCUGCUCCUGCUCUAAGCAUCGCUGCAAUAUAACCUAAUUCAAGAGUAAGUCUACCUUUUGUUCAUACUUAUACAUUCAAGUGAAGGAAGGGGUUGGGAAGUAAUGCUUUUAUAUGGAUUCAAUGAAGUAGUAAUACAGGUCCAGGGAUAUGAAUUUUAUACAAAUACAUUGAUUUUAGCUCUACAGGUUUGUUGCAUUCGUAUCUAAAUCCCACAUAAAUUUGUUGUAAUUGAAGUGGGGACUGAUUGCAGGAAAAAAAAAUUUGUGAAGUUAAAAUGGAUUGAUUUUAUAUUAGUAAAUAAUAAAUUAUGAAUGAAAGUAAUUAUACGUUUCAUAUUGUUUUUUUCUCUGUAUAAAAUAUUAUUAAAGUGUGGGAUGAUUGGUGUUGAAAAGGAGCCGUUGCUAGUGUGGGUGUGAAUAUCACUGUUUUUAAUGAUGUGAAAUUUAUGAUAUUGUGGCUUACGAUUAAAAUAUGUAUUUUGAUAAAA
Paralichthys olivaceus (Japanese flounder) is the source of this 1329-nucleotide messenger RNA. RefSeq names its product adaptor related protein complex 1 subunit sigma 3b (gene ap1s3b). Gene Ontology annotation, cellular component: intracellular membrane-bounded organelle; AP-1 adaptor complex; membrane coat. Gene Ontology annotation, molecular function: clathrin-cargo adaptor activity. The record is from RefSeq and is a predicted model, not a curated record. Gene Ontology annotation, biological process: intracellular protein transport; vesicle-mediated transport. NCBI's taxonomy places the organism in Eukaryota, Metazoa, Chordata, Actinopteri, Pleuronectiformes, Paralichthyidae.